This is a messenger RNA of Saprolegnia parasitica CBS 223.65, 1430 nucleotides long. RefSeq lists its product as hypothetical. Gene Ontology annotation, molecular function: nucleoside transmembrane transporter activity. Gene Ontology annotation, cellular component: plasma membrane. The transcript has a single exon. Gene Ontology annotation, biological process: nucleoside transmembrane transport. The coding region runs from base 26 to 1372 and encodes 448 amino acids. Lineage: Eukaryota; Oomycota; Saprolegniomycetes; Saprolegniales; Saprolegniaceae. The record is from RefSeq and is a predicted model, not a curated record.
GCCGCUCGCCAGAGAGCAAGUGGUCAUGGCCCCCAAUGUCGUCUUGCUCGGGAGCGGCCGAGCCUCGUACGCGGCUGUCGGUGUGCAGGAAAAGGACUAUGAGGACGGCCUCGAGACCAUUCCGCGGCCAGUUCUGGACGAGAUCGUCGCCCACAAGCGGCGCAUCUACUGGUCACUCUUCCUCCUCGAGGGCUCCGUCAUGUGGGCCUACUACACGUGCCUCUCGGCGCAAGACUACUACCGCGCGAGCUUCCCGCACAUUGCGUUCGCCUUUCUGACGACUCCGAUUCUGACGUGGCCGCUCACGCUCGGCCAUCUCGUGCAAAUGUGGUUUGGCCUUGACAAGUCCAUCGGCAACCGCCGCAUGCGCGUCGUGCUCGGGUACGCUCUCUUCGCCGCCUGUGGCCUCGCGAUCCUCGCCCAAGACUAUCUGCAUUUGUCCGAGACGGACGGCGCGGCCAUGGUCUUGGUCUGCUUCGCGAUUGUCGGAAUCGCCCACUCGCUCGUCGAGCCCGCGUACUAUGGUAUCGCAGCGCUCUUCCCGGACGAGUCGUUCACGAACGCCGUCCAGCUCGGCAACGUCUCGGCCGGCGUCUUCAAUAUCACCGCGUCGACGCUUCUGCGCCUGCUCGUGGGCGGCGACAGCAGCACGCAGCUCGCGUUCUACCUCUUCAUCUUCCUCCUCCUCGCCGUGUGCGCGGUCGCGCUCGUGGUCUACUGUCGCCUCGAGUCGCUCCACUGCGUCAAGUACCUCCUCGACCGCGCCGACGACGACCACCGCAAGCAUGGCGACCCACCGCUGCCCGUGCUCUGGGCCAAGUUUGUACGCGUCGCGAAACUGCUUCCGAGCCCCAUGGGCGCGCAGUUCCUCCUCUUCUUUUGCUCGCUCACGCUCUUCCCGGGCGUCGGGUGCUCGUCGGCGCCAUCCGACCCGCGCUACGCCGACGCGAUGACGUGGUUUUGCUCGCCCGGUAUCGUGGGCGCCUUCAACUUUGGCGACUUCUUUGGCCGCCUCGCCUGCACCAAGCGCGUGUACGCGGCCGUCUCGCUGCGAGCGUGCGUCGCGUGGUCCUUCCUGCGCUGGGCGUGGCUGCCGCUGCUCCUCUUCGGCAUGGCCUCCAACUCGAGCGUCUAUGCCUUUGGCUCGUGCCCGCUGCUCGGCGUGUUCUGGCAAGUCGGCCUGAACUUUGGCCUCGGCUUCACCGGCGGCCUCUUCUCGACGCUCACGAUGGGCUUGGCGCCGCGCCUCGUCGCGCAGGAAGACCGCGAGGCCGCGUCCGCGCUCAUGGUCAUGUGCCUCUUCCUCGGGCUCUCGUGCGGCUCGACGAUGGGCUGGGCGCUGGAGAACAGCCACUGGCUCGGUCUGCUCUAGCACGCAUUCUUGUGUCGAUACGACUAUAUACGAACGUGUUCCGUGUUCAUUACAAAGA